CUUUCCGACGCCUCGGUAGUCGAAUCAGGACACCACCUGUCAGACUUCGCGCGAUACGUACGGGACAACACCCGCUCACCACUUCCCUCGAGCGCCUGGCUAGGCCGUCCAGCCAGAUGCUGUCGCUAUGGAUGGCUACUACUCUCCCCAUCAGCAGCAGCAACCACCUCAGCAGUUCCAACAACCUCGAAUGCAGCAGAACCAGCAGAACCACAUGCAGCACAAUAUGAACGACCCAACCUUCUAUCAGGGAGGAGAUUCCCUCGACGAUAUUGUGCGCGAUAACCAAGACAAGCUAUACCGCCGACAGAGCAUGCCCCAAGCCUUCACUACCCCUAUGGGUCAGUUCCAGGUGAAUCAGCAGCAGCAGCAGCAGCAAGGGCAAAGGCGGAUGUCUUCAGUCGGCAACGGUGACAUGAUGACCUUCGGAACCGAUAACGCCGACCUCAACUCGUACCAAUUUAACCAACCACCCAUGGGAGGGGGAUUUCCCACCAUUAAUACCUCCAUCGGCAUGGACCAAAUGGGCAAUUAUAUGACAUCCGACUCUAAUGACUAUUCGACCAUAUCCCCUGAUAUGAUGAGUUCUAUGAUGCCCUCUACCUUUGCUAGUAUGAGCGUUGGAGCACAGAUGGCCGGCAACGCCUCAUCAAUGAACCUCUACUCACCGUCCAUGAGCCAGUUCCCCCAAGGCCAACUGACCCCUCAAGUUCCGGUUGGUAACGACUUCUCCAUGGAUCUUUCUCCAGAUGCCGGCUCUAUGAAUAUAAACCAAUCCAACCCUCCCACGACAACCCCGAUACCUGCUCCCACCAACAACGCCAUGGAUACCAUAGAGGAUUCAGGCGACAGUAUGAUGAACCAUCAAACUUUCAACAACAUGAAUGCUGGAGAUAGCAACCAAAACUUACCUGCACUUUCUCGCCAAGUCUCAAUUGCCUCCGGUUCUGUUGUUUCACCUCCACAGCAACACUCACACGGAGCCAUGUCCUCUUCAACCGUUACUCAUCCGACCAGCACUUCAGUUGCUACGACCCCAUCAACUGGCGAUGCCCCGAGGGACUCAAAGGAAAAGACGAUAUACUCAAAGAGUGGAUUUGAUAUGCUCAAGGCUCUGUGGUUAGUCGCUACCCGUAAGAACCCGCGCAUACAACUCGGCGCUGUCGACAUGUCCUGCGCCUUUGUCGUCUGCGAUGUCUCCAUGAACGAUUGCCCUAUUAUAUACGUUUCCGACAACUUCCAAAACCUUACCGGUUAUAGUCGUCAUGAGAUUGUCGGCCAGAACUGCCGCUUUCUGCAGGCCCCAGAUGGCAAAGUCGAGGCGGGCUCCAAGCGGGAGUUCGUUGAUGAUGGAGCCGUCUACAAUUUAAAGAAGAUGGUUCACGAAGGCAGGGAGGUUCAACAGAGUCUUAUUAAUUAUCGAAAGGGUGGAAAGCCUUUCCUCAACCUUCUUACUAUGAUCCCCAUCCCGUGGGACACUGAUGAAAUCAGAUACUUCAUUGGCUUCCAGAUCGACCUUGUUGAAUGCCCCGACGCGAUCGCAUCGAAUCAAGACCUCGGUGGUGUAAAGGUGAACUACAAACACAGCGAUAUUGGCCAAUACAUCUGGACACCACCGCAAUCCAGCCAGUGGGAGCCCGAUAACGGCCAGACGUUAGGCGUUGACGAUGUUUCCACCCUGUUGCAGCAGUUCAGCCCCAAGGGUCUCUCCUCUGACUGGCACAAGCAAUCAUGGGAUAAGAUGCUCCUCGAGAAUACCGACGAUGUGGUUCACGUUCUCUCGCUCAAGGGUCUCUUCCUAUAUCUCUCUCCGUCUUGCAAGAAGGUCCUAGAGUAUGAGGCUGCGGAUUUGGUUGGCAACUCACUUUCAACAGUAUGCCAUCCAUCUGAUAUCGUUCCUGUUACACGCGAGUUGAAGGACACAACAACCGGAAACCCUGUCAACAUUGUAUUCCGAAUACGCAGAAAGCACAGUGGUUACACUUGGUUCGAAAGCCAUGGUUCACUGUUUGUCGAACAAGGAAAGGGUCGAAAGUGCAUUAUUUUGGUAGGCCGCAAGCGACCAGUGUUUGCUCUAAGUCGCCGCAAUCUUGAAGCGAAUGGUGGUAUUGGUGACAGCGAACUCUGGACGAAGCUCUCGACAUCGGGUCUGUUCUUAUACGUCUCUUCGAAUAUCCGAUCUCUCCUCGACCUUCAGCCUGAUAGCCUGGUAGGAACCAGUAUACAGGAUCUUAUGCGAAAAGAAUCACGGCCUGAGUUUGGGCGAACGCUGGAAAAGGCGAGGCGUGGAAAAAUUGUCACAUGCAAACACGAGGUCCAGAACCGUAGGGGCCAAGUGUUGCAAGCCCAGACGACUUUGUACCCGGGUGACGCCUCUGAGGGCCAAAAGCCAUCGUUCUUGCUUGCCCAGACGAAGCUUCUCAAGGCAUCAUCACGUAACUUGGCUCCCGCUAGCACCGGUUCCAGAUCUCUCGCCGCAACCCCGAGAUCCAGUAACGGCACCGAAAACCAUGCCACGGGCCAUAUUUCACAGCCUGCCGGUGGUGCGUUAGCCCCCGGUAGCCAAGACGCUGCUUUGGCCUCAGAGGACAACAUUUUUGAUGAAUUGAGAACGACGAAAUGCUCUAGCUGGCAAUUCGAGUUGCGGCAGAUGGAAAAGGUUAACCGUAUUCUUGCUGAGGAACUUGGCGGCCUGCUGUCCAGCAAGAAAAAGCGUAAGCGAAGAAAGGGCGUGGGCAAUGUCGUGCGAGACUGCGCCAACUGCCACACGAGAAACACGCCCGAAUGGCGAAGAGGACCCAGUGGUCAAAGGGAUCUUUGUAACAGCUGUGGUCUCCGGUGGGCCAAACAAACUGGUCGGGUUUCUCCACGCAAUUCUUCACGCGGGGCUAACACAGCAAAUGGCGAUGCUCGAAGCAAGAAGUCCAACUCUCCCUCGUCACCACUGCAUAAAGAAUUGUCAGCCGACAACUCCAAAGCGCAAACACCUAAGGGUGAGAGCGGCAUAAACCCAGCCCAACUCACGAAGCAAAAGAUAGAAAAUGGAACAUCAGCACCCAGCGGUGCCCCUUCAGCAACAGGGGUCAAAUCAUCGGCCGGAAUGCCACCACUAAGCCAUUCAUCGAUGUUGGGCGUCGGGCAGGCCUCGUCGAUGGCUUCGAUCCGAGAAGAACGCGAGACGAGCCAGCCUUGAGCAACAAGCAUAAUGCAUUUCCCUCUCUUGAUGUUUUCGAUCCUCGAUGUUGCAACUUGGUAAAGGAUCUACGGAGCGUGGUGUCUUGAUUAAACGGCAUUUGUGAUACCCGCCACUUU
Messenger RNA from Fusarium oxysporum Fo47, 3312 nucleotides. RefSeq names its product white collar 1. The transcript has 2 exons. Bases 128 to 3193 code for a protein of 1021 amino acids. Gene Ontology annotation, molecular function: protein binding; zinc ion binding; sequence-specific DNA binding. Gene Ontology annotation, biological process: regulation of DNA-templated transcription. Lineage: Eukaryota; Fungi; Ascomycota; Sordariomycetes; Hypocreales; Nectriaceae. Gene Ontology annotation, cellular component: nucleus. The record is from RefSeq and is a predicted model, not a curated record.